AACAUUGCCAAUCGCGAAGUGGAAAAGACAUACACAAUUGAGAUCAAUUGAAAAAAAUUAAAGCUUGUAGAAAUUAGUUUCCUAAUUAAAAUAUUGGCCGGGAGUGAGUUACAAAUUUUCCUUCGGUGCGUGCGUGUGCGUGUGUGUGUGUCAGGGUGAGUGUGUGUGCGUGGAAACUAAAUAAAUUGCACACACAGCAGUUCUAGCACACGGGAAUACACCAGUGUUUAAUUUAAUUACAAGCCAAAAAGCAAAGGCAGGUGUGUGUUUGUGUGCGUGGUCGAUAAAUGUUUAUAUCAAGUGCAAGUUGGAAAACAGCUGGCAAUAAACUAGCCCCGUUUGCAAAGUUCACGAAAACGCUAGUCGCGGCAGUGAGUUAGCGAAAAAAUUGAUUUUCCACGACGAUUGCAGUUUCAGAAAGCAGCGCACAGCUGAAUAGUAAACCCUCGCCCAACACCCCCAAUCAACUGUGCGUGUGUGUGUGCGUGAGUAAAGGAGGGCUGCCCGUAGUUACUGCAGCCAGCUUGUGAUAUAAGGCAGAAAAAAAAAAAUCAAAAUCGCGUCACUGCCGGCGCAUGCAAUGAAUAUUGUCGGGGAAUAUGAAUACAGCUCCAAGGAUAUGCUUGGCCAUGGCGCCUUUGCUGUGGUCUACAAAGGACGUCAUCGCAAGAAACACAUGCCCGUGGCUAUCAAAUGUAUUACCAAGAAGGGACUAAUCAAGGCGCAGAAUUUACUCGGCAAGGAGAUUAAAAUUCUUAAGGAACUAACGGAGCUGCAUCAUGAAAACGUUGUGGCCCUGUUGGAUUGCAAAGAGUCCCAGGAUUGUGUCAAUCUGGUCAUGGAGUAUUGCAAUGGCGGCGAUUUGGCGGAUUAUCUGAGCGUUAAGGGCACCCUCAGCGAGGAUACUGUCCGGCUGUUUCUCAUACAACUAGCUGGUGCCAUGAAAGCACUUUAUACCAAAGGAAUUGUGCAUCGUGAUCUCAAGCCACAAAACAUUCUGUUGUCGCACAAUUAUGGCAAGACUCUGCCAGCACCAUCCAAAAUAACGCUGAAAAUUGCUGAUUUUGGUUUUGCGCGUUUCCUAAACGAGGGCGUCAUGGCAGCCACGCUGUGCGGCUCGCCCAUGUACAUGGCACCGGAAGUGAUUAUGUCACUGCAAUACGACGCAAAGGCCGAUCUCUGGUCGCUGGGCACCAUUGUCUAUCAAUGCCUGACUGGAAAGGCGCCAUUCUACGCUCAAACGCCCAACGAGCUAAAGUUCUACUACGAGCAGAAUGCCAAUCUGGCUCCCAAAAUACCGCAUGGCGUGUCGCCGGACUUGCGCGAUUUGUUGCUCUGUCUGCUGCGUCGUAAUUCUAAGGAUCGCAUAUCCUAUGAGAGCUUCUUCGUGCACCCUUUUCUGCAGGGCAAGAAGGCUGCCGUGUCGCCGGUCGAUAUGCCACCGCUGUCCAGCGGCACGCCGCCCGCCAAGGCCAAGAGUCCGCUGCAGCAGCAGAUGGAGCAGGAGUUGCAGCUGGUUAAGCUGGCCGAGCAGCAGCAAAAGGAGCGUGAGGAACAGGAGGCGGCAAUAGAAGAGGAGAAUACCGUCUCUGUGGUGGCCAAUCCGGCUAUUUGUGCUACCAUUACAAAUGUGGGCGUGCUGUGUGAUAGCGAGAACAACAGUGGCUCCUGCAGCUCUCAUGAGGAUUCGGAUGACUUUGUGCUGGUGUCCAAGAAUCUGCCAGAAGAUCCACGUCAGGGUCAGGGCCAUGCUGUGGCUGCCCAGCCACGUCAGCAGCCAAAUCAGCAGCAACAUCAAUCCAGUCCACCGCGUCCCAGCAGCUUGCCCAUUUCGGAGCCGAAGCCAGUGCCGGCGCCGGCGCGUCGUCAGCUGCCAAAUGCCGUUACUGGUGUUGCCGUUGGCUCUCCUGGCAGACAGGGCGGCAUACCGUUGACAGUGGCCACUCUGGCGGCUGCAGGUCAUCAAAUUCCCCGGUCGCAGCCGAUAAGCGUUAAGCAUCCGCGCGCGGAUCAGCGGAAGAGCAGCGUUAGCAGCGACAUCAAUUCGAUUUCACCGCCGGCCGUGCAGUUUGCAAUUGGCACACCGCCAACCCGGGUGCGUUCCGCAUCUGGUGGCUCGCUGUCGGAGACACCGCCGCCGCAUGCGCCAAGCACAUGGCAAGUAUCUCCCGGACACUCUCAGUCGCCGUUACGCCGCAGCGGCAACAGUUCGCCGGUGCUUCCGUCCGCAGCGCUGACUAAAUUGCCAACGCUGGGUAGUCCCACAUUGCUAGUGGCGCCGGGCUCACUGGGCUCGAUUGGUUCCGCCGGCAGCGGCUCAGAGAACAACAAUCAGCAUCAUAUGUUAGGACCGCGUGCCUUUACACUGCCCGAACUGGGCGCCACCGGCGGCCUACAGAGCCUCCUGGAUACGGCCGGCGGGCCGGGCACUGAGCCGCAUGCAUUCCAGGCACCAGAACUGUCUGAGGAGACACUGAUGGAUCGCGAGCACAACGAAACACUCUCCAAGCUGAACUUUGUGCUAGCCCUCACCGACUGCAUUCAGGAGGUUGCCGAUUCACGCUGUGCGCCGCUCUCCACGCUUAUGGUUGCCGGCAGUCAGACAACCACCGAGCCGCAUCAGAUUCCACCCCAUGCCCCCGAGCACUGCAAGAGAGCGGAGCGUUUGGUGCUACUUGUGCGCGCCCUGCAGCUGCUUUCGUCUGGCCUUAAUUUAGCCUCGCAGCAGCUGCGCAACGGACAGCUGAAACCGUCAUCGAACGUAAAGAACGCGCUGCUCACUAUGAACGCCAAAUAUCGCAGCAUUUUGUUCGAAUCGAAGCGCCUUAAUGGGAGCGGCCUCCUCCAGAAGGCAAAUGCAUUUAACAUAACAGCGGAUAAAAUACUCUAUGACUAUGCGCUGGAUAUGUGCCAGACGGCGGCCCUGGAUGAGCUGCUGAAAAACACCAAGAACUGCUUUGAACGCUACAACACGGCACACAUAUUGCUUCACUCCUUGGUGCAAAAAUGCAAUCAUCCUCAGGACAAAAUGCUGUUGAAUAAGUAUCGCGAUGCCGUUGAAAAACGCUUGAGCAUAUUGCAACAGCAUGGCUACAUCUAUGUAACCGAUGAGAACGCCUAGGGAGCAAACUGGAUCCAUUCGUCGAUAAUUCCUUAAGUUAUUUAACCCAUUCAAGUUGAGCGUACAACAUGUGAUUAAAGCAAAACUACGAGUACUCUAUAUUCAUACAUAAAUAGCAAGAAGUAAUUUAAAUACCUAACAACACAACAUUUCAAGUGCAAGAUAUUAGCAAAGGCUUGGAACGAUUUUAAACAGACAGCCCAACUGACAAUUGUCCAAUGUAAAUAGUUUGGAAUAUGUACGUAGUUUUUGUUUUCCUUUUAUUUUUUAUAUAUAUACAUAAUAUAUAUAUAUAUAUAUUUUUUGUUAAAGCUUAUAAAUGCGCCUGCGCUCGACGCCCAUGUAGUCCCUAAGUUAUGAAUAAUAUAUAAACAAACACAUUACACAUA
Drosophila montana is the source of this 3510-nucleotide messenger RNA. It is a transcript of the gene Atg1, whose product is annotated as serine/threonine-protein kinase unc-51-like protein Atg1. Gene Ontology annotation, cellular component: cytosol; cytoplasm; phagophore assembly site membrane. Lineage: Eukaryota; Metazoa; Arthropoda; Insecta; Diptera; Drosophilidae. The coding region runs from base 581 to 3121 and encodes 846 amino acids. Gene Ontology annotation, biological process: autophagy of mitochondrion; positive regulation of autophagy; protein autophosphorylation. The record is from RefSeq and is a predicted model, not a curated record. The transcript is spliced from 12 exons. Gene Ontology annotation, molecular function: protein serine/threonine kinase activity; ATP binding.